AUGCUCGCCGCAUCUCGUGCCGCGCUCCCCCGCCCUCACAAGCUCAUGCAGAGCGCCUCGGCCGCCCAGCGCCGCUACAUGGGCUCCAAGGACGUCGUUUUCGGCAACGAUGCUCGCCAGGGCAUGCUCAAGGGUGUCGACACCCUCGCCAAGGCUGUCUCGGCCACCCUCGGCCCCAAGGGCCGUACCGUCAUCAUCGCCCAGAGCUUCGGUGGGCCCAAGAUCACCAAGGACGGUGUGUCGGUCGCCAAGGCCAUCACUCUCAAGGACCCUGUUGAGAACCUCGGUGCUCGCCUCGUCCAGGACGUUGCGUCCAAGACCAACGACACUGCCGGUGACGGUACUACCACCGCGACCGUUCUCGCGCGCGCCAUCUACUCUGAGGGUGUGAAGAACGUUGCCGCUGGCUGCAACCCCAUGGACCUCCGCCGUGGUGCCGUCAAGGCCGUUGAGAAGGUCCUCUCGGUCCUCGAGGCCAACAAGCGCGUCAUCACCACUUCGGAGGAGAUUGCCGCUGUUGCCACCAUCUCGGCCAACGGCGACAAGCACGUUGGUUCGAUCAUUGCCCAGGCCAUGGAGAAGGUUGGCAAGGAGGGCGUCAUCACCGUCAAGGAGGGCCGUACCAUCUCUGACGAGAUUGAGAUCACUGAGGGCAUGCGCUUCGACCGCGGCUUCAUCUCGCCAUACAUGAUCACGGACGCCAAGAACCAGCGCGCCGAGCUCGAGAACCCCCUCAUCCUGCUUUCGGAGAAGAAGAUCUCGGCUCUCCAGGACAUUCUCCCCGCGCUCGAGAUUGCUGCUCAGCAGCGCCGCCCCCUCCUCGUCAUUGCCGAGGACGUUGACGGUGAGGCUCUUGCUGCCAUUAUCCUCAACAAGCUCCGUGGCCAGCUCCAGGUUUGCGCCGUCAAGGCCCCCGGCUUUGGCGACAACCGCAAGUCGAUCCUCGGCGACAUUGCCAUCCUCACCGGCGGCACCGUCUUCACUGACGAGCUUGACGUCAAGCUUGACAAGGCCACUCCCGACAUGUUUGGCCAGACUGGCUCGGCCACCGUCACCAAGGACGACACUAUCGUUCUCAACGGCAGCGGUGACAAGCAGACCAUUGCUUCUCGCUGCGAGCAGAUCCGCGGCGUCAUUGCCGACCCCAGCACCUCGGACUACGACCGCACCAAGCUUCAGGAGCGCCUGGCCAAGCUUGGCGGCGGUGUUGCCGUCAUCAAGGUCGGUGGCCACUCGGAGGUUGAGGUCGGAGAGAAGAAGGACCGCUACGACGACGCCCUCAACGCAACCCGCGCUGCCGUUGAGGAGGGUAUCGUUCCGGGUGGUGGCACUGCUCUCCUCAAGGCCUCGGCACAGCUCGAGGACCUCGAUGUUGAGAACUUUGACCAGAAGCUCGGCGUCAGCAUCAUCCGCAACGCCAUCCGCCGCCCUGUUCGCACCAUUGUCGACAACGCCGGCGAGGAGGGCACUGUUGUCGUUGGCCGUCUCCUCUCGGACGAGUUUAUCGCUGCCGACAAGUUCAACUGGGGCUACGACGCCGCCACCUCGCAGUACCGCGACAUGAUUGCCGCCGGUAUCCUCGACCCCCUCAAGGUCGUUCGCACCGCUCUUUCUGACGCUUCGGGUGUCGCCUCCCUCCUCACCACCUCGGAAGCUUGCGUCGUUGACGAUGAGACCAAGAGCCCGUCUAUGCCCAUGGGCGGUGGAAUGCCCGGCAUGCCCGGCAUGGGAAUGAUGUAG
Molecule: messenger RNA, 1740 nt
Organism: Cutaneotrichosporon cavernicola
Lineage: Eukaryota; Fungi; Basidiomycota; Tremellomycetes; Trichosporonales; Trichosporonaceae
Gene: HSP60
Exons: 4
Coding region: 1-1740 (579 amino acids)
Biological process (GO): protein refolding; mitochondrial unfolded protein response; protein import into mitochondrial intermembrane space
Cellular component (GO): mitochondrial inner membrane; mitochondrial matrix
Molecular function (GO): ATP binding; protein-folding chaperone binding; ATP-dependent protein folding chaperone
Source: RefSeq, a predicted model, not a curated record